AUGAGCCCAACUUUCAACAAUAUUGUAUCUUCUCUGCAGAGAAGUGGAACAUUUAUCAAUCCCUUAAUUGCUGCUUUGACGAUUGGUGGACAACAACUGUUCUCCUCUUUCACAUUCAGUUGUCCCUGUCAAGUUGGGAAAAAUUUCUAUUAUGGUUCUGCUUUUCUACUUAUUCCUGCCUUGAUCCUGCUGAUUGCUGGCUAUGCUCUGCGAAGCCAAACAUGGACAAUUACCAGCGAAUACUGCUGUGGUUGUGCCCCUCCAUGCCGCCAAACCAGCCCCCUGGAACGUAAGCUGGCUUGCCUUAGGUUCUUCAGCAUCACCGGGAGAGCGCUUGUUGCUCCAUUAACGUGGCUGGUGGUGACCCUACUGACAGGCACCUACUAUGAAUGUGCAGCAAGCGAGUUUACGUCUGUGGACCACUACCCAGCAUUUGACAACAUCAGUGCCAGCAAACGGGAAGAGAUCUUAGCUGGGUUUCCAUGUUGCAGAGCAGCUCCAUCUGAUGUGAUCCUAGUAAGAGAUGAAGUGGCUCUUCUGCACAGAUACCAGUCUCAAAUGCUGGGUUGGAUUUUGAUUACCUUGGCAAUCAUCACUGUCCUAGUCUCCUGCUGUUUGGCAAGGUGCUGCUCUCCCCUCACCUCUCUGCAGCAUCACUACUGGACCACCUACCUGCAUAAUGAGAGGGAGCUCUUUGAACAAGCAGCAGAUCAGCACUCGAAGCUCCUCAUCAUGCAGCGCAUAAAAAAACUAUUUGGCUUCAUUCCUGGGAGUGAAAAUGUCAAACACAUCCGUAUUCCUUCUUGUCAGGACUGGAGAGAAAUUUUAAUACCCAGUCUUCUGUGCAUGGGUAAUGACCUGCAGGGUUACUAUAGCUUCCUUGGAGACAGGGUGGAUGAGGAUAAUGAGGAAGGCAAAUCAGAAGGUAUUGAAUUAAAACCUUGAUUACAGCACCUUUUAUAAUUCAGGCGGCUUAACAGAUAUUUUAUUUUUAUGA
Messenger RNA from Trichechus manatus latirostris (Florida manatee), 997 nucleotides. It is a transcript of the gene CALHM4, whose product is annotated as calcium homeostasis modulator family member 4. Gene Ontology annotation, cellular component: plasma membrane. The record is from RefSeq and is a predicted model, not a curated record. Bases 1 to 945 code for a protein of 314 amino acids. The transcript has 2 exons. Lineage: Eukaryota; Metazoa; Chordata; Mammalia; Sirenia; Trichechidae. Gene Ontology annotation, molecular function: monoatomic cation channel activity.